Molecule: messenger RNA, 2683 nt
Organism: Dothidotthia symphoricarpi CBS 119687
Lineage: Eukaryota; Fungi; Ascomycota; Dothideomycetes; Pleosporales; Dothidotthiaceae
Product: kinase-like protein
Exons: 3
Coding region: 117-2381 (754 amino acids)
Biological process (GO): protein phosphorylation
Molecular function (GO): protein kinase activity; ATP binding
Source: RefSeq, a predicted model, not a curated record
CACCGACCAGGCCAGCAUACCUCCUCCGCACUACUAACACAGCAGCAUAUCGCAGCAUCCCUCCCCUCCAGAAUACUUUCGUUGCAUGUUUCCACCCCCAUAACACUACCACCACCAUGCCCGAGGACGACAAGUACGACGUGCUGGAGAAGAUUGGACAUGGCUCAUUUGGCAUCAUCCGCAAGGUGAAGCGCAAGUCGGAUGGCUAUAUCCUCUGCCGCAAGGAGAUCAGCUAUCUGAAGAUGUCGCAGAAGGAGCGCGAGCAGCUGCAGGCCGAGCUGUCCAUCCUCAAGGAGCUGCGCCAUCCCAACAUCGUCGCUUACUUCGAGCGCGACCACAUCAAGGCCUCGCAGGAUCUGCACCUGUACAUGGAGUACUGCGGCAACGGCGAUCUGGGACGCGUCAUCCGCGACCUCAAGAACAAGAACCAGUUGUGCGAGGAGGAGUUUGUGUGGAGCAUCUUCAGCCAGAUUGUCAGCGCCCUCUACCGCUGCCACUAUGGCGAGGACCCGCCCGCAGCAGGCCGCAAUGUCAUGGGGCUGGCGGCCAACGCGAAGCCUGCCCGUGAUCCCCGGAAGCCCAUGAUUCUGCACAGGGACCUCAAGCCCGAGAACAUCUUCCUCGGCGACGACAACUCGGUCAAGCUGGGCGACUUCGGCCUCUCCAAGAUCCUCCAGUCCCACGACUUCGCGUCCACAUACGUCGGCACGCCCUUCUACAUGUCCCCAGAGAUCUGCAAAGCAGAGCAAUAUGGCCCUCACUCCGACAUCUGGGCGCUCGGGUGCAUCAUCUACGAAAUGUGCGCAAAGGCACCGCCUUUCAACGCCAAAACACACUUCGACCUCAUCCAGAAGAUCAAGCUUGGACGCUACCCAGACAUCCCAGGCUGCUACUCUGGCGAGCUCCGCAAAGUCAUUUCCAGCUGCCUGCAAACGACCGCCGAGCACCGCCCCGACACCGCCGCCCUGUUGAACCUCCCCAUUGUCAAGUUGAUGCGCAAGGAGCAGGAGGUUGUCAAACUGGGACAGGACUUGAGAGAGCAGCGAUUGCUCGCCGCGCAGAGAGAACGAGAGGCAAGCGAGAAGAUUGCACGCAUACGCAAAGAGAUCGACGACCAGCUGCGACGAGAGUGGGAAGUCAAGGCACAGUUGGAGAUCGAACGCCAGGUCAAGAUCCAGACCGAGCAGCGUGUUCAACGGGAGCUCGCCAUCCUCCAGGCCAAGUUCGAAGAAGAGGUGGUCAAGAGAGUAGAAAAGGCGCUGAAGAAGCACCCCGGCCGCCCCAGCACAUCGCCAAAGCUUGCUCCUCGAUCCAACACACCGACCAUGCCGGCAGAGCAAGGGCUCCUGUUCUCCACAGGAAGCGAGUCGACUCUCGUCAAUGCCUCCACCAGCACAACUGGUUCAGUCUCCGAUUUUGCCAGUGGGACAGAUAUAUCCUCUCUGUCUCUUGACGACCCUACCGAGGAGCCCACCGCCAAACCGAAGCCCGCCAAACGACCCGUUCGUGCCCCUCUGUCUCGUGCCAGGACCAUGUUUUCCAAUCCUGUAACUGCCGUCGUACCAUCGUCACCAAUGGACGUCCAAAUGGGCGAGCCAUCACCAGCCCCAGCGUCACUUGCCGGUCUCUCACUCUCACCUCGCCGCAACCAACCACGCCCAAACAUCUUCGCCGCUGCCAAGGAGGGUGCAAAGAGAUGGGAAGCAGAAGUCCCCCCUUCGCCAUCCGAAGAAGACUGGAACGGUGACUUUGACGACGACGACGAUCUACCAGUUCUCCCCUCCCCAACACGCGCCCGCAGCACAUCAGGCGGCCGCUCAACAGGCGAAGAUCCCUUCAAGGUCCUCGCCGCCGCCCAACGCCCGCUCCUAAAACCAAACCAACGCCUAGGAAGCACACCGAACCUCGCGCCCACGACCAAGCCACGACCCACAGCCGUCCCCAUCGUCGCCACAUCGCCCGCGCGCCAGCAAAAAUCCCGCUCCGCAGAAACCCUCUCCCACUCCCCCCGCAGAGCAGGCCAAACAACCACCACCACAACAACCACAUCCUCCUCCACCAAAGCCGUCCCCUUCACAGGCCUCCAGUCCAAAAAGGGCAACGAGGCUAUCCGCGUCCAGGCCAUGCGCAACAACGGCGGCAUCCAGGGCCGCACCCUCGUCGAACUCCAGCAAGCACGCGGCAUCCCCAUGCAGACUAUGAGCGAGGACGAGGGCCUCGGCUCCGGCAAGAAGGGCUUCGGCUUCGGCGCUAGACGUAGUCCUAUGAAGGCGCGCACGGCGGCUGCGCAGGCGGCGGCUGCUGCUGCUGUGUGGGAUCCGGAUACUGAGCUGGAUAUGCCGAGUCCGUUUAUUAUUAAGAACAGGAAGAUUGUGAGGUGAUGAUGGGUUUGAUUUGGAUUUAUGGUGCGCGUUGAUGGCCUUCUUCUUCCCUUUGUUCACUUUACGCCCCCCCUCCUCCACCUCUUUCUCUCUCUAACGAAUCUUUCCUUCCCUUCCGCGCAUCUUGGAGCAUUUUUUGCAGGGCGAUGGUGUGCUUUCCGGCUUUUGCACUUGGAUCGAUUGGCGUAUAUACAGGGCGGUGUUUUUUGGAUUCUGGAUCCCGCCUGCGGCUUGGUUUGGUUUGAUUUGGGGGCCUCAUUGGUACUUUACGCUAUCUUACGCCUUUAAUGUUAUACCAUUUU